AUGACGCCAGAAGAACGAGAGCGCGUUGUGGUGUUUGGGGUGCUUGCCGCGUUCGGCGCACUUGCCCACGUGCUACACGGCGUCCCGGUGAUCAAGUGCGUCCUCUUAUGUGUCCUGGCGCUGCUGGUGGUGCUGUUCACCAACCCCUACGCGCGCUGGCGCUACCGUCACAUCCCCGGCCCCGCGUACCGCCCGCUGGUCGGCAACCUGCCGGAUAUCAUCGCGGAGGGCAGCCACGCCCUGUUUGAGAGGUGCCGCGCGCAGUACGGCCCCGUCUUCAAGGUCUGGUUUGGCGCGCGGCCCUGGGUGGUGGUCGCCGACGCGGACAUGGGGCGGCGCGCCAACUACCGCCUGCUCAACCGGCCGUUUGGGUUCACCAACCCCCUCGCCAGAGGGGAGGUGCUGCGGUCAGUGAUGGAGGGCCUGUUCCUCAGCCGCGACGGGAUGUGGUCCAUGCUGCGCAAGGUGUGGCAGCCCACCUUCCACUCGGAGUCCCUCCACGGCUACGCCCCAGUCAUGGCGUCUGAGACGCGCCGCCUGGUGGCCCGACUGCGCGGGCUGGCCGCGGCGCAGGAGGGCGACGCGGCAGGGAGCGGCGCGCCCGCCAUCAACAUCUGGAGGGAGGUCGGGCGCAUGACAAUGUCUGUCGUGGGGUCGACCGCGUACGGCGUUGACUUUGACCUGCUGGCCCAGGAGGAGGGGCAGGGGGGCUCGGUGGGGCAGGAGGCGGCCCAGCCUGGGCAGGGGGACGGCGCCCCUGCACGCAUGCGCAGCAGGUCCGGCGGAGCUGCGCUGGUCCAGGCCGCGGCGGACAUGUUUGAGUGCAGCGAGAUUGGCAACGCGACGCGGUACCUGGUGGCGGCGCACCUGAUGCCGGUGCUGGUACCGGUGCUGCAGCUGCUGGUGGCGGUGUUCCCUGAUGCGCGCUACAAGCGCCUUGUCCACGCCCGCAAGACCCUGAAGAGCACCAGCCUGUCAUUGAUCAGCGACACACGCGCCCACCAGGCGCGCCAGCAGCAGCAGCAGCAGCAGCAGCACGCCGCGCAGAGUGGCGCCGCCAGCCCCGUCGUCCCCUCCUCACCGCAGGCCGGGCCCUCGGCCUCCGCCGCCCACCGCCCCGUGGGCGUGUCGCCCGGCAGCUUCCUGGGGCUGCUGCUGGCGGCGCGCGACCAGGAGGGCCACGCCCUCAGCGACAGGCAGAUGGCGGCGCAGGCCAACGUGUUCACGCUCGCAGGAUACGAGACCACGGCCAACACGCUGUCGUACGCCAUCUACUGCCUGGCAGCCCACCCCGAGGCCCAGGCCAGGGUGCUGGCUGAGCUGGACGCCCUGGGGGGGCCCGCGGGGCGCGAGGUCACCGUGGACGACCUGGACCACCUGCCCUACACCGCCGCCGUGGUGGACGAGGCGCUGCGCCUCUACCCCCCCGGCGCCUCCACCAUGCGCGAGGCGCGCGGCGCCAUUGAGCUGGGGGGCUAUGCCAUCCCUGACGGCGCCACGGUGGUGGUGGCCACCUACUCCAUCCAGCGGGACCCCGCAUACUGGCCCAAGGCGGACGCCUUCCUGCCAGAGCGCUGGAUCAAGGGCCACGAGGACCUGGCGGCUACCAACCCCAACGCGUACCUGCCCUUCGGCUCGGGCGCGCGUAUGUGCAUCGGGUACCGUUUCGCCCUGCAGGAGGCGCGCCUCACGCUGGCCCAGCUGUACCGCAACUUCACCUUUGAGCUGGCGCCCGGACAGGUGCCCCUGCGCGUGCGCACGGGCAUCACCAUGUCGCCCGCGGAGGGCGUCUUUGUGCGCGUGGUGCCGCGCAGCGCCGCGCCAUCGGCUUGA
Molecule: messenger RNA, 1833 nt
Organism: Monoraphidium neglectum
Lineage: Eukaryota; Viridiplantae; Chlorophyta; Chlorophyceae; Sphaeropleales; Selenastraceae
Exons: 9
Coding region: 1-1833 (610 amino acids)
Molecular function (GO): iron ion binding; heme binding; oxidoreductase activity, acting on paired donors, with incorporation or reduction of molecular oxygen
Source: RefSeq, a predicted model, not a curated record